AUCAUGUGAGUACCCGGAUUAGGAAAUGACGUAAGGAAAUAUCGCCAAGUGCCGCUGUGGAUGGAAAUGAAUCGGCAAGAGCAACAAUAAAGCUCCUUUGCGAAACCAACUUAUUGGAGUUUGUUGCCAUCUGAACAAAGAAAUCAGAUACCGUUAUACGAACUGAAUAGUCGACGCUGUUUCAAACUAAGAACAUUUAUUUAAUGUGAUAAGGUUGUAGUCGCCAUUUUGAAUGCUAGGUAGAAAAUGGCGAAAAAGACAUACGACCUUUUAUUCAAAUUGCUCUUGAUCGGUGACUCUGGAGUUGGAAAGACGUGUUUGCUUUUUAGAUUUUCAGACGAUGCUUUCAACACGACAUUUAUAUCCACCAUAGGAAUUGAUUUCAAAAUCAAAACUGUGGAACUUGGUGGGAAGAAGAUUAAGCUUCAGAUAUGGGACACUGCCGGACAGGAGCGCUUCCACACCAUCACCACCUCCUACUACCGUGGGGCCAUGGGCAUCAUGCUGGUGUAUGACAUCACCAACGCAAAGACCUUUGAAAAUAUCUCAAAGUGGCUCCACAACAUCGACGAGCACGCAAAUGAGGAUGUGGAGAAGAUGAUCUUGGGUAACAAGUGUGACAUGGAGGACAAACGUCAGGUGUCGAAGGAUCGUGGUGAUGUGAUUGCCAGGGAACACAAUAUUCCAUUCUUAGAGACAAGUGCUAAAGCUAAUAUUAAUGUUGAAAAAGCUUUCAUGGAUUUAGCACAAGCAAUUUUAAACAAGACCCCAGGACGGGACUCUGAGCCUAAAGGUGUUGAUAUAAAACAUAUGGACUCAGGCAGUAAACGAUGCUGUUAGGGGGUACUUUUAUCUAAACACAAACAGUGUGUGACUUGUGGUGGUGGCGCCCGGUACCAACAGCCUGCUGCAGCUCAACAUCACCAGUCUGUCGUCUGUCUAUCUGUCUGUCUGCCUGCCUGUCUGAAUGUCCAUCAUGUCUGGGCGCCAUUCACUGAUAAUGGAUUGGGUUGGCUCCUCCUCCCUGGGAUCUGUGCAGGACAUGGCUGUGAGGUGUUGGUGACGCCAUGUUGUGUGGAGAGCCAGUUGGCCGACCUGCUUGUGUAAUGUGUACAUAUUACUGUGACUGCUUGUGUCGGAGUGAAGAUAGGACAACUGAUCUGCCAGACUCUGCCUCAACUGGAGGAGGAAGAGGAGGGGAGGUUGGCAUUGGAUUUAAUGUAACCCAGACAACCCUGUGCUUCGGUGGGGCCAUGUAUCUGGUCCACGAACUGGCUGUACAUACAUACGCGGCUGUCCUCCUGGUGGCUUCUGCUCAUUAGUGUUGCCAAGCAACUAGAUGGUUGACAUUUUAAUGUAUAUAUGGUGACCCCUGAGAUGUGAACGCCAGGGCCACUCAAGGUCAUCUCUUCCCAAGAAGCUCAUGUGUUCAGUCAACUUCUCCAAAUGAUCCUGCUUUUAGUUCAGAGCUCAUGUAUCUUGUAUUAUCAGUAGUGACUGCUCUCCCAUAUCACGCCUGCCUAUCUGCCUGUCUGCCUGCAGUGUGCUUGAAGGAUGAGUGUUGUAUGGUUCUGGCCAGUUGUAACCGUGGUAACCUGUUGUAGUUGUAAGUCAGACAUGUACAGCUUAAGUAAGUAACCAUGGUAACAUGUAUAAUGCAGUUUGGAACGACUCAACUUUAGUGAGAUUUUCUGAAGGGUGGCUGUCUUCUCAUUGAAGCAUCACUGAAAGAGGCAAUGGUGCAAGAUGUGCUGUCUGUUUCCUAUGCAGGCUGACACUUGUUACAAGUGCCCUAUGUGAAAGUCAGCUGGGUGACUAGGCGGACCAGUUCCACCAACUUAACAAUUAAACAAAGUGGUAAAUCUUCAGUUCAGUUUGGUCAAGCCUCUUUACACUGAUAGGACCUUUGUUAGGUGACACAAUAAUUUUGAAUUCACUGUGGUCAUAUUUGCAGCGUUUGUGAUAUGACAUGAUGAUAUUCAAAAAAGAAAUCGGAUAUGACUGCCACAUGAGUUGGAUAUGACCGUCAUGGUUGCCAUGCUUGAUGUGACAGGCCACCUCUGAGUAACACAGUGUGUUAGUACUUGUCGCAUCCACUGUAAAGUUAGGUCCACAGGAUGUCUUUAAUGAAAUUAAACUAGGACAAGUGCCGUACCAUGACAAGGUAUCCCAACAAGUUACAUCAGAUAUUAACACUGGCUGAGUGGUUGUUCCAGUAGAACCAACUUGUGUUUUUACUGCACAGGAUGUGUCAAAUGUUAUUGGGUGGGGUCUCAAUAGCAUGGUUAGACAUUGAUGAAACAUUCACAGGGUAAUCUGAUCUUUCCUGGGUCAAUGGCUGCCUCGUGGAUAUGCUGUAGAUGUCUAAGGACUGGCCAUUGCCUGGUGACUCUCUGCAGAUACAAAAACAUGCUAGUCACAAAAUCUCAUGAUGGUGAUGAAUUUAUAACUUGACAAUUGGGACAGUUUUAAGUUAUGGAUUUGACAGUGGUAGUGACAUGGAAGAUUGCCUUUCCAUGGAGUGUCUCUUCAAGCAUGUAUAGAUAUUUUAUUGGUUAUAAGAAAGGUCCAGUGGGAAGUUAGUGUUCUAUAAAUGACUCUUGAGUUUAUGUAAUCAAAGAUUGACUUGGCAUUGGUUGUGGCAUACAGAAAAAAGGGGUUUUGGAUUUAUUCUCUUUCUUUGUGAAAGAGGAUAUUCCAAGGACAAAGACUGGAAUUUCAGAAUUAGGGAAUAAUUAUUAAUCACAAGUGACUUAAUCCCGGCUUCAACAUUUUCGCCUUUUAAGAAGGGGACAAAACAAUUUGACAUGUGAUGGUGACAAAACAGUAUGUUUUGAUUUAAAGCGUCUUGGUACUUCAGAGGUUUUUCGAUGAUCCUUACUGGAGACUUAAAUCCAAUUUUGAAAAAUUUGGACAUUUUGACUGGAGAUGGCUUUAGACCAUUUGUAUAUCAUGUGUCAGUUAUGCUCUUUGGGGGGCAAUACCACAUGAAAUGUCCUCAGUAUUUGCAUAAGAGUGAUCUGUUUUGUCUGUAAGGUGAUUUUCAUUGUGGCACAGACUACAGGGAAGAAGGGAUGAUUGGUUACAUCCCCAUUGACAGCUGCAGCAGUAUUUGUCAACAACAGUAUAUGUUUACUGAUAAAACAAAAUGCCUCUGGUUUUCCUGUGGCAAAGGCCUAACCUGUAAAAUUGAUGAAAAUAUUAACAAGCACUCCUGCCUUCAGACUGUCCCAACCAGGUGUGGGCCAAGGUUACAAAUCUUGUGGUGUUAUAACAUUCGGGUGUGUGAGAUGUUAUAACAUAGAGGUUGCUGUAUAACAUGAAUUACGGCAUGUGUUAUAACAUACUUAUUGGAAAGGUAUACAAUAGUAUGGCAUGAUGUAAAGGACUGGUAUGCUGUUUUUUAACGGUAUGUCUUAUGUUAAGAUAGGACUUAUUUAUUUUCAAUAUGGAAUCCUGGCAUAAAUACACAAUGUUGCACCGAUGGGUUUUGUCUCACUUGCUCUCUUUCUCAGAUAUGUUUCUUCAAUAGCCGGACAUUCUGACAGGAUACUUCACAGAAAACCACACUUACUCAAUAUAUUGCACUUUUAUUUGUAAAAAAAUAAAUCAACAUAAUAUUUUUUGAUUGAAGAGCUGUUAGGAAGUGUAUAGGAACAAACUGUGUUAUGUGAGGUUGUCUGCCCCUGUAUACCGGCAACGUGAUACUUGGUGGCAGCACCAUGUCCGCCACAUGCCUCUUCCAGAAUAAACGCAUUUCACAGAA
Molecule: messenger RNA, 3766 nt
Organism: Haliotis rubra (blacklip abalone)
Lineage: Eukaryota; Metazoa; Mollusca; Gastropoda; Lepetellida; Haliotidae
Product: ras-related protein Rab-10-like
Exons: 6
Coding region: 247-840 (197 amino acids)
Biological process (GO): cellular response to insulin stimulus
Cellular component (GO): Golgi apparatus; insulin-responsive compartment; recycling endosome
Molecular function (GO): GTPase activity; GTP binding
Source: RefSeq, a predicted model, not a curated record